AUUGAGGAAUUUCAAAGACUUCAUCUUUCACCAACACUUUACCUCUUUUCCUUUUCACGUCUUUCUUUUCGAGAGAAAGUCGAUACCCUCCACAAAAAUGACGGAAAAUUUUUGUGUAAUGAUUGUUAGGGUUAGGAUUCCACCACGGAACCACUCCAAAACCACCUCUGUUGACGAAUUCGACACCUCCACUCGUCUCCUUUCUUAGCUUAAGGUUUAUUCCUCUCCAAUUCAAACCCUAGAUCCUUAAUUUUCUUCAUUGUUUGUGAAUUCAUACAAUUACUACGUUUAAUUUAAUUGACGAGAUUUUGUGGAAAUUUUGCUCAAAUUGCUACUUGUUUGCUCCAUUUUGUCGUGUUAGGGUUUUAUUAUGUUUUUAUGCGACAUUAAUGGUAGAUUUUGGGUUGAUUUUGCUGUAAGUGAUGGUUUAUAGAUUGAAAUUAGUUGCAAUGUUGAAUUCGAGUGCUGAUUAUCUUGAUUUGUGAUAAUAGGAAGCUUUCAUUUUGUAAUUUCUUGAAUUUUGAUUACUUUCUUAUUAAUAUCUUUUCUAUGUUUUUUGUGCUUGUGUCGAUUACUAAUGUACAUAUAUGUAGCAAUAAUAAGCCUGGUUGUUAUUUAAUACUGUGAGGUUUGAUGAGUUUUUAAGGUUCUGUUGUGCCUUUUAGUCCCAAUCUUGUUGGAAGUAAUUUGUAGCAGUAGGAGAGAAUUGCAAAAUAAGAUAUAAGAGAAAAAUUGGGGGGGCGGGAAGGUUUCUUUGUGAGGUUUAAGGUUUAUGGCUGAAGAAGCAGUUUUUUUUUUUGUUUUUCUUUUGAGCUUGUCUCUGAUCAGUAUCACCUAGUGUAUACCAGGUUAAAUUCACCCCAUUAUAGGUCGAAACUCCCUUCCAAUUUUUUUUGAAGUGCUUGUAUUAUUGACCAAAACCUGUACUAAUUAGGAGGAUAUGUGGGAAGUAUAACAAUACUAUAAACUGCUGCAAAAAUUAAAUUGUCUUCAUAUGAGCAAAUUAGAUGUGAUUUUUUUUCCCUCGUAUAAAACUGAGUGCACUGUGAAAUCCAGUUGGAUAUAUGGUAUUUAAAUUAUUAGAGCAUGUAGCCUUAGAUCUGUUGCCCAAAGGCUCUGUUCAACCUGUCUUUAUGCAUAUUUUAGUAUCAUUAUAAAAAAAAGUACCUCAUGAAAGCUACUUUCUUGAUGUCCAAAAGGUGGAAAAAUGCAAUUUACAACAAUUUUAUCCUUUUUUUUGUUUUUUUUGUUGAAUCUUUGUAGCAUUUCUUUACAUGUAGUGCAAGUGCAACAGUGCAAGUGUUUGGGUUGACCUGUAUGCAAUAAGGUAGAAGUAGUCGUGGUUUUAAGCUUGUACAUUUGUUUACCUAGGUUUGAGGUCAAGUAUUGUGAUUAUUAAUGGAAAAAGAAACUCAAACGAAUGUAGAGGUGCCUGUGGUGGAAGUCAAGGAGAAGCUUGCUAGUGUUACGGAGCCAAUUCAGGAUAGAGAAGAUGAUCUGAAAGUGGGUGUGAAAUCUACGGCCUUGAGGUUUGGGGACUUAACAAAGGAAUGGGUCACUGGGUUUGGAAUUAUAAGCAUAUGCAGCCUCGCUCUCAGUGGAUACAAUGCACAUUUGGGAUGGCCAUAUUUUGCAUGUUUGGCUGCUGCAUCUAGGCAGAUGACAUGGCAGAUCUAUACGGUUGACUUGUCAAAUUGUGCUGAUUGUAAUAGAAAGUAUGUUCUUAUCCCUUAUAACUAAUGGCUGA
Molecule: messenger RNA, 1747 nt
Organism: Chenopodium quinoa (quinoa)
Lineage: Eukaryota; Viridiplantae; Streptophyta; Magnoliopsida; Caryophyllales; Amaranthaceae
Product: 4-hydroxybenzoate polyprenyltransferase, mitochondrial-like
Exons: 3
Coding region: 1399-1740 (113 amino acids)
Biological process (GO): ubiquinone biosynthetic process
Cellular component (GO): mitochondrial inner membrane
Molecular function (GO): transferase activity, transferring alkyl or aryl (other than methyl) groups
Source: RefSeq, a predicted model, not a curated record